AUGUCGGCAGCGCUGGGCGCCACACUGCGCCGGUUGUCUCUGUUAUCACUCAGCGUUCUAACGCUGGCCAGUAAAUCUCAGUUCACCAAGAAGCCGGUCCAGUUCACCGAUUCACCCGUAUCAAGUUUCGCCGCUCCGUCGCGUCUGUUCUGUUCGGCCAAAUGUCAGAGGCAGGAGGCGACUGCUUGCGGCGGAUUCGUCUACGGAGGUGAUGGAAUGUGUCACCUGUACAAUGGGCGAAACGUGUGCGAGGGACCGGCUACCCCGCCCGACGAGGGCCAGCCGACGUCAGAGCGAUGGAUCAGAUCAGUCUGCCCAGGAACCAUCGGCUCGCGUUGCAGCUGUCCCCCCGGUUUUACGCGCUGCGCCGGUCGCUGCUACCGUCGAAUCGCCCUAAAGAAGGUGCUCUACGCCGAAGCGGAGAGCCAGUGCGCCGCGCUGGGCGCCCACCUGGCCGUGCCCCGUUCGGAAGCCGAGAACCAGUGCGCUAUCAAUCUGGCUGUUGGCGAUGAUGUCUGGUUGGGAGUCACCGACGAGGUCACCGAAGGCACGUGGAUGGGGAAGGACACCUGCGGACGAGUGUCGCCUCCUGCAGCCUGGUGGAUGUUCGGCGAGCCCAACAACUGGGGCGAUACCAACAACGCCGAUUGUAUCUACAUCCGCUUUUCGGCGGAGUGGGCGGACUGGGACUGCCCCACGCUGAGUUUUCCCCUGUGUCAGCUGUGGCUGUGUCAUAGAGAAGAUUGCGCCUGAGCAGGGCGGGAGCAGAGCUCAGACGCCAGCACAAAUGCACACCAACAUUUUUGAGUGGUUAAUGUAUAUUCAAAAAGCUGGAACAGAGUGGGGUUAAGGGCUGUGCGUUGGUAACGGUUUCAGUUCAAUUUGCUCGUUCCGGUAAUUAUUAAAAUUGUGUAAAGGUAUGUAACAUAACCCGACAAAGAUAACAAUGGUGCAUGCUGCUGCUGCCUGCAAUAACGUGCGCUGCGUUUCGGCAGAAAAAUAAAACGCGAAGAUAACACUUCGGUCUAAACAAUAGACAUAUUUUACUUACUCGAAGAAGGUAUUCAAGAGUACAUUGAAUAACAAUAAUUGAUUAUUGCUCCCGCCGGCACAGGCCAUUUUGUGUCCUUCGACGGCACAGGAGAGGGGGGGAGGGUACAACCCCCUCGCGUUUGCCCCCUAAUUAAGCUAGACCCUCGCGGAAAAAAAUCAUCGUGUAGGUCGUCAUGAGACGAAGCCAACGGUACCUGGUUUUAAGGUCAUAGGUCAAAUGGUGACCUCUGAGGUCAGGUCAAUGACCCAAAAGUCGGGAAAAUCGGUACCUGUUAGAACGUCGUAAAGUGUGGCUGCCUCAGGGUUUAUCGGGGUGCUGAUCACGAAUAUCGUGUUAGUUUUGAUCACAACGUUGCCUUCAUACAUUUAGGCCAGGUCGAGUCAGGUCAGGUCAAGUCAACCAGUAAGGGUCCUGCAGGGUGUUCGCAGUAGGUGUCAACCACCUCCGACAGCUUCGUAACAUGUUACGAAGGUACCAAAACUAUUUCGUAAAUGUUCAAAUUGUUGCUAAAUUCGAAUGCAGCUCCAAAAACUAGCCUAGAAACAUAUAAAACUCGAAAAAGUGAACCAAGGUCAUCAAAGCUCAGUGUCCAGUGACCUGACCUGACCUUCAGGUGACAUUGACACCCACCCUAAUGCAUGGGACCAACAUCAUAUCACCUGUUUGAACGCUUGAAACCACGCAAAGACUGCAAACGCGCCGCUAAUGCGAGCCGACAUACGAAUUGUUGAGAUGAAAAAUGAAAUGCCCUAGGAGUGAGGACGCGAUCGAGAAGUGUACAAUAGUGUACUGUGCGGAGUUUGUCAGCGUCUAACGUGUAGGAGGGAGGGGGGGGGGUCGGUCGGACCCCCCCCCUGCCGUUCGAUCCCUGAUCGUGCUAGAAGUUCGGCACUGAUGUCCAAAGGUCAGAGCGCAAUCUGCACGUAAUUGUUGCAAAAUUAACCCAACGGUUAGGGUCGGUCAAGCGAAAGGUGAUGGCUUGCUUAUCGUGUAUAAUUUAACUCAAGA
Molecule: messenger RNA, 2062 nt
Organism: Amphibalanus amphitrite
Lineage: Eukaryota; Metazoa; Arthropoda; Thecostraca; Balanomorpha; Balanidae
Product: brevican core protein-like
Exons: 2
Coding region: 1-753 (250 amino acids)
Source: RefSeq, a predicted model, not a curated record